Molecule: messenger RNA, 15790 nt
Organism: Hypanus sabinus (Atlantic stingray)
Lineage: Eukaryota; Metazoa; Chordata; Chondrichthyes; Myliobatiformes; Dasyatidae
Gene: mtf1
Product: metal-regulatory transcription factor 1
Exons: 11
Coding region: 4233-6467 (744 amino acids)
Biological process (GO): regulation of transcription by RNA polymerase II
Cellular component (GO): nucleus
Source: RefSeq, a predicted model, not a curated record
GUAAUUUUUGUGAAAAGGUGUGGGUGUAAUGUGAAAGAGAAAGCAGAAUCAGAGGAUGAGCUAUUACUGAAAUACAAGUCAUAGUGCCAUACAAAAAAAAGUACAGAAAGGUAUAGAGGCCUUAGGUCCCACACCAACUGGUUCAAGAACAAAUAUAAGCUUGCAACCACAAGGCUCCUGAACUGGUGUGGUUAACUUCACUCAUCACAACCCAGAAUCAAUUCUACAACCUACUCACUUUCAAGUGAUCUUCAAAAUUCAUGUUCCGAAUAUCUUUUUUAUUAUUUGCACAAUGUCUUAUUUUGCACAUUGGUUGUCAGUAUCUAUGUAUGGUUUUCAUAAAUUCUGCUGUAUUUUUAAUUUUCCUCUAAAUGUUUGCAAAAUAAUCUCAAGGUAUCUGGUAACAUGUAUGCACUUUGAACUUCAGUAAUGAAAACAGCUUUAAUGAUGGAUCAUUUUGGGACAACUUUUUAUGAAGAAAAUUCAAGACAGUGAGAAAGUUUCAAUGACUGCAAUCCACUGAAAGGUAAACAUCCAUGUCAAUCAAAAAAAAUUCAAAUAGUAAUUGCUCUGACAAAGACCUCCAAUGGUUUUUAGACCAAACAGGCAUAAGUAGUCUUUAGACCAUAUUGAAAUGCAGUUCUGAUGAAGGAUCUUUGAUGUGAACCAUAGACUGUUUCUCAUUCCACAGAUGUUGUCCGAUCUGCUGAGGCUUUCCAGUAUUUUCAGUUUUGAAUUAGGAUAUUUUCCAUUAUUUCAAUUUUUUUCUGUAGAGUAGAAUUUUAAACAUAAAACAUAAGAGGUGACCAAAGUAAGAACAGAGAGCUUUAAUCAGAGUAUUUGAGAACAAGCUAAUAUAAGAAAAGCUCUGCGGUAAAGGUAUUAUAGUGACAAGGAAGACGCAAUGAUGGACAGACUAAAACUUCAUAACAGCUAACAUUUCAGAUCAUUGACUUUUCUGAUCUCAGACCCCAUGUCCAAGGAGGCAACUGUAUUUUGUAGGAACUUCAGAAAGCACACCUUUAACAUCCCAAUAUGAUUGACCUCUAACCAGCUGAUCAUUCCUAUACAUCAAUUUAUUUCCCCACCCCAAAAUAACGAGUUUCUAUCACUCAACCAUUUUCUCAUCUCCUCUAUUCCAUUCUAGCUCAGACUUAAUCUUUCGGACUUUCAUUAGUACCAUCCAAAGCCUCCAGAAUAUUCAAAUUAGGAAGGUCAAAAAUCAAAGCAAUUGCUAGCACUCUGCUUUGACAUCCUCCAUUGUUUCAGUGGGUAAAUUUAUUAUAAAAGCCACACUAUUUUCUAUAAUUUUCUCAUCCUAUUCUUUCAAAGUGAAUACACUGUUCUCAGCCUCGUUGUUCACCUAGAAAUCAGGUCAUUUUAAGGCUUGUCAGAUCAAAUUCAUUUGUCAUUACUUAUUCUUUGUUCAAAUAUUUUGCAUAUUCAUGUAUAAUACUUUUAGUUUUGACAUUUUCCCUACUUUUGAGUCUAUUUACAGCAGCAUACUGUCACUUGCUUUAUAAACACAAAAUCGCAGACUCAGGGCGACACAGUAGUGUAGAGAUUAGUAUAUUAUUUUACAGUACCAGUGAUCAUUGAUCAGGGUUCAAUUCCUGCCACUGCCUGUAAGGAGUUUGUACUUUUUCUGCAUAACAAGUUUCCUCCCACAUUCCAAAGACGUAGACUUUGGGUUUGAGAGUUGUGGGCACACUAUGUUGGCCCCACUUGUGAGCUGCCCAGCACAAUCCUCGCUGAUUUGAUGCAAACACAUUUCACUGAAUGUUUCGAUGUACAUGAAUUUUGUUAUUACUUGAAAACACUCUUAAUUCACAUUUUGAAAUAUCAAGAGAGAAGACAGAAUUAGUUAAUUAUGUGCAAAGUAUGUUAAUUUAAAUUUAGCAUUGCCAUGUUUGUAAUGUACUCUGUUGCUGCAAAAAGUUAAUUCUUGUGGCAUUUAUGCUAUGUAUGUAUAUAUAGCUCUGAAAAUUAAUUUGAAUAUCAAGAGAAACAGUUGAGUUUAAUGGGAGCAUAGGAAUUGGUUUGCGACCACCUUGUGCACUACCAAGUAUUUGACUCUAACUGUCUUGCUCAUCACAUUUUCAUAAACACAAGAGGUUCUCCAGAUGCUUGAAAUAUUGAACACAAGUUCCAAGUCUAAUUGUCACAACCAGACACAAAUACACAUAAAUCUAGAACACAGCCAAACAAAACAGUCUUCCUCCAGGGCCAAGGUGCAGAAUACAGUAAGACCAUAAAACAUAGGAGCAGAAUUAAACCACUUGGCCCAUCAAGUCUGCUCUACAGUACCAACAGUCAUACACAGCACAUAACAGUGAACAGUCACACAGGGGGAAAAGAAAAGGAGGCAACUGUAUUCCCAAGUCCAUGAACAUUGUCAGCAAGAACAGUGCAGCUCAUCUUCAACCAAGCGAACACUGGAGGGCAGCACUGACAGCCCCCAAUCCAGCAUGGACACCGCUGUCACCUCUCCUAGGCGGCUGCAAUAGAUGACACUGCAGCCUGAUCUGGGCUACAACUGAGGCUGUGUAGCUUGUAUCUCAUUGUACACACGCAUGUGAAAAUAAACUCUACUUCUGUACAAGUUGCAAAUGUUGCAUGGUGAACAAAGUGCCGCAACAUUGGUAUUUCCAAAUACAGCGGAUUCCGGUUAACUGGGACACAUUUGGGCCACCAUAUUUUGGCCCAAUUAGCCGAAUUUCCAUGGAAACAGUUUUUAAAAAAGUGUAGAACAAAUAGAGUUACAAAUUACGUAUUUAAUUACAGAACAAAUGAGAAUGCCCAUCAAUAGUACUAUAGUGCUAUAAAACUGUAUUAAUUCAUAAUAGUUAUUGACCAAGGAAUUCACCCAGUGUACGUUAUGAACAAAAUCAGUUCAGAUAAUGGUCUGCCUUCAUUCAAUUGAUGAUUGCAUCCUCCAAAUCUUCAUUUUCAUUGUAGCAUUCAAAAUGACUGUUGAUACCUUCAAAUUCCUUGUAGUUUCUAACUGGCUGAAGCAAUGAAAUAGUUUCAUUUUCACUCCUGGCCAUUUCUGGCAUCCCCAAGCCUGAAUGCCUGAAACUGCAUUGGGCAAAACAGUUCUGAGCUGCCUUGCUGCUUAAUUCUCACCAACCAUCAAUGACAAAAAUCACUUUUUUUAAAACAGAAAGGCACGCAGCUGCAGCUAUUUGAAAACAGUGCACUCUCAGCAGGUUGGUGUCCUGGCCACACAAGUGUGAACAAUUGACAGUACAGCACAGUUAGAACCUGUCCAGCAACACUCUCCUGUCCCAAUUAAGCCAAACAGUGUCCCAAAUAGGGCAGUGGCAGUAGGACGCUCCUUCCCUCUACCAACCUGCAGGUUACCCUUGGGCAGGGUGUAGCACCCGCUUAGCCCCCAGAUCAGGGUCACACGAAGACAUGGGACCAGGUGGUGGAUGGUCGUAUGAGCAACUGGUACACAUCACAAGUCCUGGUUAAACGACCACUGACACAGUCUCUGAAGGGUAUUGGUCAUGGCUGGGGUCACCCGUCUUGUAAAGACACUGGCCAGAAGGCAAAUUGCCAACAACGAUCACAGUCGAGGAAAGACCAUGAUGUCCCACGUGAUACGACACAUAACGACGAGUAUCCCAAAUAAACCCAAGGGAAUCCCGGCAAUCCACUCGUUCCGAUGUUGUCCUAAAUAAGCGGCUGAUCCGGAAUCCACGAUAUCGGACUUUAGCUGGGACAACCCGCUCCCCACGGACUAUCGUACCUGCCCCGCUUGCAGCCGAGAAGGAGCAGAGUGAACUUUCUGGAAAGCGCCUCCUCGGCGACACUCCGGGGAGGGCGGCAGCCGCGCACCCCCCCCCCGUCACGUGGUACCGCGCUCCGGCUUCAGUUGGAGGGCAGCGUUGCCGGGGAAACCGGGUUAGAUUACUUUUUAAUCCCGCGGCUGAAACGGCCGUUUGCGAUCAUGAGACUGACGGAGCCACCUCUACAGAAGAGGCUGGCGGUGUUAAGGAGAAAAAUUAAUGGGUUAUUAAUUUUGAAGUUAAUUUAUAGGGGGCGGGACUGAGCGUUUACCCAGCAUACCACGGGGCUGACGUUACUGGAAACCAUGGUGGCGGCUGGCGGAGCGGCGGCGACGAGUUGGGCUGACAGCGCAGGUAAAGCUCCGCUGGGGAGGGACACAGCCUCGGGAACCGGUUAACCAGAAAAUUCCAUUAUCCUGGCAUAAUCUAGAAUACAACAUGGGUGACAAUGACCCAGGAAAAGGCAAACUUGUGUCUGAGAAUAACAAUAUCACAUUCUAUGAAACAGAAGACGAUGAAGAGGAAAUGACUAGAGAAGACAAGAUGGGAUUUUCUGGUAAAAAUGGGCUUGUGUCCUCUUCCUCUGGUACAGUUUAUGAUCGGACAACUGUAUUAAUAGAACAAGACCCUAUUGGCUUAGAUGAUGAGGAAGAAGAUGAAGAAGUAGGAGGCAACAAUAACAACUUGGUGUCUUUUUUAUCAGAGAGUGGAGAGGAUAACUUUUAUUUGAUAUCAGAUCCUGAUGGAAUGUCACAGGGUUAUGUGCAUCAUACUAUUUCACCUGAUCAAAUUCAGUUCACUAUCAAUCCUGGAUCUACCCCAAUGCCCAGGAAUAUUGAGGGAGCAACACUCACUUUGCAAUCGGAGUGUCCUGAGACCAAGGUUAGAGAGGUAAAACGAUAUCAGUGUACAUUUGAAGGCUGUCCACGAACAUAUAGCACAGCAGGGAAUCUGCGGACGCAUCAGAAGACUCACCGUGGUGAAUACACUUUUGUUUGCAACCAGCAAGGCUGUGGCAAAGCCUUUCUCACCUCCUACAGCCUACGAAUCCAUGUCCGAGUCCAUACCAAGGAAAAGCCAUUUGAAUGUGAUGUACAGGGUUGUGAAAAAGCAUUUAACACACUGUAUAGGCUGAAAGCCCAUCAAAGACUUCACACAGGGAAAACGUUUAACUGUGAAUCAGAAGGCUGCACUAAGUACUUUACUACACUCAGUGACCUGAGGAAGCAUGUCCGAACGCAUACAGGAGAGAAGCCAUUUAGGUGUGAUCAUGAUGGCUGUGGGAAGGCCUUUGCUGCCAGUCACCAUCUCAGAACUCACGUCAGAACACACACAGGUGAGCGACCCUUCUUAUGCCCUAGUGAUGGCUGUGAAAAGACUUUCAGCACACAGUAUAGUCUCAAGAGCCACAUGAAGGCCCACGAUAAAGAUAACUCAUUUACUGCAUCGAACCAGAAUUCUGUGAAUGAGGAAACAAACCAUUCACUUUGUUUGAGUGAUCUGAGCUUGAUAUCCACGGAUUCAGAACUCAGAGAAAAUUCACAGUUGACCCAAGGACGUGACCUGAGCACAAUUUCAGCAGAAAGCAUCUUUGAAUCCAUGUUUCAUAAUACUGAUAGCUGCAACAGCCCCAAUGGCUCUCAGCAGACUGAUGGAGUAUGUGGAAUAGCUGGAACGUUUGGGACUGACCCUCAGCCCGCACCCAUUGUUAAUACGGCUCUAGAAGAUUCUGGAUCGUUGUUGUCAUUUCCCAUCCCACUUCAAACCAUGUCACAGCCAAAUAUUGAGAGACAAUUCCAGCAAGCAGCAGACACCACCUCCACAUCAUUGGAUGCUUUGGCUACCAACUCUCAUCAAACAGCAUUUGGGAAUCCUGUUGGCAUUUUACAGACACCUCAAGUGCCUGUCCCACCAGUGACACAGUUUUCAACUACUCAACAAGAGUUUGUUCAGCCUUGCUCAACACCACAACAGCCGACGCAAGGACUUUCAGCUAUGUCUAGUAAUGGCCUUGCAUCAUCCAGUAACACAGAACCAAUGCCACCUAUGGUACAGACUGUGCCUUUAGCUACUAAUAGUUCUUCUAUAACCAUUAAUCCGUCACAAAACGCCACUAUUCUUCAGCCCAGCAUUGUAAUGGCCGACCAGAACUUGCAAUGGAUCAUAAAUGGAGCCAAUACAGUUCAACAAAAUUCUGAGAAAACGCAACAGGGUCCUAAAGUAGAAAAGGUGUUUUUUACCACAGCAAUACCAGUUACGGGCAAUACAGGAAACCCAGUGCAGCAGAUAGGAUUGAGUGUUCCUGUCAUAAUCAUCAAGCAAGAAGAGUCAUGUCAGUGUCAAUGUGCCUGCCGUGAUGCAAGUAAAGAGAAACACACCAACAACAAGGAAAAUCUGUCACGGGAAGCUGAUACUUCCCAGAUUACAUCGGAUCAGGAGCAGGCCCACCUGCAGUCUCAGACUUUUCCUACCAGCUCGAAGGGAGGCAGUCAAGCAGCACAGUCACCCUUGCAGACUGAACUCCAACCAGAUAUGAGCAAUAUGGAUGUUACUUCCUUUCUUUCUCUUGAGAGUCCGAGAACCCCUUCAACUUUGUCUGACAUCGAGACAAGUGACAUUCAGGCACUGCUGCAGAAGGUAAAAGGGGACUUGAGCAGCAAUUUCUCCAAAUAAUUAUGCUCAAAAGAGGUUGAUUUUCUAAAUUAAAAAAUACUUGUUUUUUAUUUAUGCAGAAGGGUAAAGAGUAGGGCCAUUUUUAUGCAGAACAUCACUUGCUCUGAGCAAUUUUGUGCAAAAAUACUUCCAGUUUUUUUUUUGUGCAAGCUGAUAGGGUAACUUCUACUCCAGGUUCACUCUAGAGUUUAUAUCUUCAACAGUUUUGGGAAAGUUUAUCUGGACUUGGAUUGUUUCUAGAGUCUCAAUUGGGCAAAAAAGGGAGAUACGUACUAAGAACAAAUCCACUGAGAAUAAAUGGCAAACAUCAGUGUGCUGGUGCAAAUGAAGCCCCUAUUGAUUGACUUGUAAGAAGUUUUUGAUGUUCACCCAAAUUUUCUGUAACAUAGAUUGACAGACCACAGGCUUAAGAACUGAUGGGUUUGGAUUAUGCCACUGGUUCAUUGUUUGAGAGCUGCUUUUCCUUCACCAACAGAAAAUCCUGGUGCCAAACUAGUAAAUUGAGUAAAUUUUACGGUAGUGUUUGAUUUCUGUCACAAAAGGCAUUUUAUUUCCUUUACACAGCUCACUUGGAGCCCCUGGUGACCAAAGGCAGCAUUGCAGAGUAUGAAGUGAGCAAAUCUGCAUCAUCUUUGAUCUAACCAUGGUCAAGUGCAUGAUCAAGCCUGCAGUGAAUUAUCAAUCUUCUGGAAAAGUAUAAUCAAAAAAUACAGUUUGCUUCAGUUCUUGUGUUGUGUUUUCCAGGAUUACAGUGGGUGAGAAUCUCAAUGGAUUAUGCUGCAUUGCUAAGUAGCUGGAUCUGGAUCCUAUCCAAAGCUGUUGCAAAAGCUGCUCGGUAUUCAGAUUAUUUCCAUUUUACUUCGGAAGGACAAAGAAAUAAUCGAACGGAACUUGUUACAAUUGAGCAUUGUUUGCCCUGCACAGGCAAAUCUCUGUCAUAACAAUGGCAAUGUCAUGCUGGUAGAAUUAAAAAAAAUGUUUUGAGCUUAAAUCAAAACAGAGGAUUUUAGUGUGCUUACUGUAGCUCUAAAAUAUAUAUACCACAGUGACAUUUCCAGGGAAGUAAAUAUUUUCUCUCUACAUGCUCAACACUCUUGUAUUUUUAUUUAAUUUAAUAAGAUUUGUUCAAGAAAAAUCAUUGAGGAAAAAUGAAACUCAUUGUUUUCCAAAAUUAGAACACAUAACUGGGUACUGUACAUCCAUAGGAUGCCCAAUACAUUUCAAAAUGUAUUGUAAUUUAUUCCCAACUGUUAUCAAUUGAGAACUUGGUGUUUGAUAGUCUACACACUUACUGCUGUGGCACUGUGUAAAUGUAAUGUACAUGGACAAUGCAUGCACAUUAAAUAACUGCUUCCAAAUGAUACUGGUCAACUGCAUAAAGUUGCUAGUCAUGCAGAUUCCAUGUGUACUGUCGUGAAGUACCGUGUGAGGCUACCAAUGGAAAGUGGGAGCUGAAAGCAUUGGAAUAUGAGAAAUAUUUCAGUACUUUGUGAAAGCGUCCUUAUCUGGUAGGUCACAGACACAAGCUUUGCAGUGCUUUCAGCAGAAUUUCACAUUGUGUUUACUUAUCAACACCAGAUAUUCUUAUUGCAAUCAGUUUGGGAUGACUCUGCUUCUACUUUGCAUUUGCUGUGUUGCAUUCUGAGAUUGAAAACUUCUGGAGGAACAAAAGUGAAGAGGAUAAAGGAUGAAAUAAAUAAUCAUGCUGCUAUAUGACCUCAAAAUUUAAAAUAACACCAUAAAACAACUUUUUUAAUCAAGUUUCCUUAAGUGUAUGUGUUACAGCAAUUAACUAAUGAAAUUGCUCUAUGGUAAAGUAAGUCUGUGUAAAACAACUUUUUUUUCUUUUAAAUCUCUUAGUUCAAGUUUUCACAAAAAAGUGUAAACUCAACCCUGGUACAGUCACUUUUACUUUUCAAAUUUUGUUCACAGGGAUUAUACUGAAAAUCUUUCCUGUAAAUUGUUAGAAGUUCUGUGGUGCUUGGGCAGCAUCAGACUAGUUUGUGUCUGAGUUGGAAAACUCAGUUUAAUGUUAUGCAAAUGGUACAGUUAAUCCAGGGCCACAAUGUCUGAUGUUAGAUGCACAAAGCUUGUAAUGCAUUUGGGGUGCUUUUCUAAUGACUGAUAGAUCACUGUAGGACAGAAGGUGUCUUAGUCUGAACCUGGGUGUGUUAUACUCAACCUGUGAAUUGGUGCUGGCACUUGAUGCAAAAGUUUUGAACAUUAAUUGUGAUUUGAGAAGGGAAAAGUAAAUUUUGUGAUGGGGUGGGAAGUAAUGCAGUAAAGUGGAAAUCAAGAAAGUAUAGAUGUUGAAGACUGCGUAGUCAACAUUUGAAAGUAAGUGUGCUCUUGAGCUCGGACAUCCAUCAAACCCAAAAGUCAGUAUAUUCCCUUGUUUUUGUUCAAAGUAAUAGUCUUAAUAAAAUGUCACAAUUGUUAAAACUUUAAUAACCUAAAGUAUAUGAAUGUAGCUUACAAAUUUUGUAAGAAGCUGAUUUGGAUUUUGUCUUGUUAGGAUUAUUUUACCUCAGAAGUCAUUUACUAAAUCAAUUAAAUUCUUUUUGAGGGAAAGUCAUUAUUCAGAAAGAAUAUCUAAUAGUAAACUUCCAGCCUGGUUCUGGACUUCCCCUUAAUGGAUGAACAGAAGUCCUUCUUUUACCACAUAUGAAACCUAAUAACGGGUGUUGAGCUGAUAAAUAUUUUAAUAAAUAACUGAGAAAAGUUUAAAUUAUGUGCAGGCUGAAAAAAUGUUUAAUUAAUUACCUAAAGUCCAAAACUACCCUAUUGUUGCACAUGUCACAAUGGGGUAAAUUUUAAACAGAGGACCAGUUCUAUAACAGGGACGUAUUGGCAUUAGAGGCCAGCAUCAGUGCUUUCUCUUUAUUAACAGAUUUUGGUUGGUUUGUGAUUUAUAGCUUUUGUACAGCACUAUUGAUUGGAUCAGGCAUUGUCUAGCAGCUUUAUGGUUUGUUUAGCUUCAAGGUACAGGUGCUAUCACUAAACUUAAGUCUUUUCAAUAGCCUGAUUUAAAAAGAGUUAUGGUGUGCUUUGGACAACUCAAUGUGUUUAUUGUGUUAUACAAAUAUUGAGCUGUCUUAAGUUGAAACAAGAAAUACUAGGAGGAAAGUGAAAUUCAGAAUUAAAAAGUUAUCUAAUUUGGAGGAGAGAUUUAAACUAAUUGCCUAAAAUUAUUCCUUGGUAAGUUUGUGCAAUAGCAGCAGUUUUCUUUUUGGUGUUACUGAGCUGGAAGGUGCAAUUAAAAUGCAAUUAAAUGAUUGUUUGUAUUCAGAGUUUAUUCUGGUGUCAUUUUAUAAUACAAAUCUAAAUAUAUUUUGAUUGAGUAUUAAUUUAGUGUAAUUUGCAUUGGGAAAUGUAAAGCCAUACUAAUAAAUCUGCUUUCCUAUUAAUUGUAGACAAAAUUUGCAGUACAUUUGCUGCAAUUUAUCAAAAUUCAGAUUUGAUCUAGGCAUCCGGAAUAAAAUAACUUUCUUGAAUUUCUUCUCUGCUGCAAUUUAAUUUGAAUAUUAUUCUUAAUAGAACCAGCAGCAAUCAGGAUAUAACAGUCCUCAGAAGUGUUUAUUCAUUGCCGAAAUGAUUGGAGGCUAGGAGUCUUAGGAACAUUUCAGAUGGUGGCAUUCCAUGUGUCUGGUGCCUUUUGUUCUUUCAAGUGGUGGUUAAAGAGUACUGAAUGUGUAAUUUCUAAAAACUAUACUUUUAUUUUUUCCCUUCCAUUUCUCACAGACUUCCCUCCCCUGCCACUCCCCCCCAUAAAUUCAUUCUCACUUAGGCAAAAUAAAAAUUGCAGAAGUUGGUGGUCUUUUAUGGUUCCUUUCUCACAGUAUAUUGGAGUUGUUCAUUUGAACUGUGUGCUCGUUAAUGUAAAAGACUUUUAGUUUGUGGUUGAACUUCCAUUAAUAUUAUCUGAUUAGCAACUGGCUGGUAGACACAUUUUACCUGUAUUCUAAUAUACAAGGUAAACGUAAUGCAACAUUUUUAGAUAAUGUAAGUUCUGUGUCACGGCUCAGUUAUCAUUUGCAUGGUAAUAUUUUGCUCUACAGUGGCUAUAAAUGUAUCUGGGUAUUGCUCAAGUCUGAGUAGUACCAGCUUUGGUCUUCCCUACUGAGAUGAAAUGUGUAACUUUCAUGAGGUCUUUAACAAAGCAAUAUAAUUAAGAUUGACAUCUCUGAUUUUCAGUACAGACCAGUGUUCUGCCAGUGUUAUAGCACUUCAUUAGUAAUCGUAGUUCAUUAGAAAUUUGGAAGGCACUAUUGGUCCCAUUGAAUACAUACUGUCUUGCCAGUUUGGUCUAGUCAGCAAAUGCUCUCCUGCUCUUUGUUCAAUGCCCUGCAAAUAUUUUCAUUCAAGUUCUAUUCCCUUUUGUAAGACCAACUGGACUGACUUUCUAUCAUUCUUGCAGUUCUGGUGAUCUGCAAAAUGUAUAGCAAAAAUGUGAUGUUUAUUGUACUAUUUUAAAUUUAUUUAGACUUUGAUUAUUUAAUUCCAGAAAUUCAUUGCAGAAAUUUAUCCCAUUAUCCUUCACUCUAUUUUUGUAGACUUCAUAUUAUUUCUAAGCUAUUUCCCAUGUUUUAAAUAGGCUUGUUUCUUUAUUUAUCCAAUCUUUUACCCUGAGAGUCAUGAGUUUAAAAGUACAUCUGAUAGAAUUCACAUGAAUUUUUUUGAGUAAAGUUUCCAAGUUGCAGGUGGUAGUGGUAUCCUAAAAUACGUUAGGCAGUGCCUAAUAUUGACAUAGCUGUUGACUAUCUGUAGGUAUCUGUCAAAUACCUUGAUAGAUGUGUAAGCCUGCCGUUAAUUCUGUUUUUGGAAAUUAUUGAGAUUUAGAAGGUUCUAAUAAUCUGAAGUUGAAAUGAUACAGGAAUGUAUAUAAAAUAAUCUACUGUGUACUUUGAAUUUUGAAUACAGAUCAUUAGAAUAUGCAAUAGAUUAUCGUAAUAAAAAGUAAAUUGUCAAAAUGAUUUGUUAAAAAAUGUAGUAAUUUCAAAUCUUUCUAAUUUUACCACUUUGACUAAUAAAUCAAAACUGUUAAUCAGGAAUGCAUAGGCUGAUAUAACUUUGGGUUUGCACCUUUAUCGGUCUAUUCAAUACAACUUGAUACAAAAUGAGUAGAAAGGAAAACCAUGCUGAGCUCACUAAAUUUAUAGUUUAAACUGUAGUAUAAUUUGAAUUCAAAUGUUUGUAUAUCAAUAAAGCUUUCAAAGCUUAAUAUGUAAGAAUUUCUAAAACAAUUGAAUAUUUAAACUUUAAAAAUCUACAGUAGUGAGGAUGAUGUAUUAUCUUCCGAUCCACAAUAAGACCAUUAUCAUCGCCGUUUAACACGAUUUCUUGCAUCCAUUUUUACAGUUUUUCAUUCUUUAAAUAUCAAAAGGACUAAAUUAUUUUAUUUAUCUGUAGCAUAUACCUGGAUGAUGGUAAAGGGUAGUCUGUUCAUUAUUUUUGAUUAAAAUUGAUUUCCAGCUAGAAAUUUUUAUUAGAAGCAGUGUCUAAUUAUAAACAAAUGCAUCUCUUAAUCAUGUAUUUAUAUAAAUAAUAAACCUUUGAAAUUUAAUCUAUCUGUGCAUCCCUCCAACUCCAAAUUGUGAUAGGAUACAUAGAUUUUAAAGUACUGUAGUCUUUCAGUGGCAAGGGGGAAGAGAGGUGAGCAUAGUAAAUUGAGAUUCUGAGUUCACCCACCUUGCUUAAACUUGUUUUUUUGUUGAAGAGCAGUGGUUUCUUAUGAACUUGAGUUUGUAAGAAGUGUGAAACAUUAAAGUGGCAAUCUCAAUCAUUUGCAUUAGGAAUAAUAAAGCUUCAUAUAUUCUCAGUGAACCUGUUGGCCUUGAAUAUUUUGAGGGAAAAUCAGCUACUAGAUUUCAUUUCAAAACCCAAGAAGAAGUCAGUUGAGAACAAACCACUGGCCUGAGCAUACAUGACAACUUAUCCUGGCAGAGAGAGGGCGAUUCAUUGUCAGAUUAAAACAGCAUCAUAUUUAAUGAGAAGUUGCAAGAGAGAGCUCCAGCUGUAAUAAAUUUCCUGCUUUCUACCAUUGCAGCUACCUACCUAUAAUACAGGUAAAGUGACAACAAUUCACUACAAAGUAAGUGAUGUUGUUGCAAAUUUAAUUUUCAGACAACCCCAAAGAUUGUCUGUCAGUGUUAUACAUCAGCUACAUAACAUUUAGACUUAUGGCUUGAUAUACUUAAUGCACCUUAGUGGAAGACCUCAUUCUUGAUGCAAUGUGCACUGAUGUUGUGAGUUUUAAUCUCUUGUUGCUAUAUAUUGAGACUUCCCUGGUUCCCCUAAUGUAGUUAGGAACACUGUAUAAUAUCAAAGUCUGAGUCACUGAUUCCUUUGCUUUUUAAAAACCUGGAGUUGGAAUAUUGCCAAUUAUAGUUAAUACAGGUUCACUGGCCUAACUUGCUGAUUUAUUAUAGGUUCAGCCACCUUUUUUAUGCCUCUUGAUUUAUCAAAUGAGGUACAGAAAUAGUUCAUCUGUGCAGUGACAAUAUUAGAACAUAGAACAAUACAGCUCAGUACAGGCCCUUUGGCCCACAAUGUUGUGCUGACCCUUAAACCCUGCCUCCCAUAUAACCCUCCACCUUAAAUUCCUCCAUAUACCUGUCUAGUAGUCUCUUAAACUUCACUAGUGAAUCUGCCUCCACCACUGACUCAGGCAGUGCAUUCCACGCACCAACCACUCUUGAGUAAAAAAAACCUUCCUCUAAUAUCCAUCUUGAACUUCACACCCCUUACCUUAAAGCCAUGUCCUCUUGUACUGAGCAGUGGUGCCCUGGGGAAGAGGCAUUGGCUGUCCACUCUAUCUGUUCCUCUUAAUAUCUUGUGUACCUCUAUCAUGUCUCCUCUCAUCCUCCUCUCCAGAGAGUAAAAUCCUAGCUCCCUUAAUCUCUGAUUGGGGUUGUCCUCACCCAAAUGCAACUGGCAGCAUGAAGCUUUGUCAUAGAGAUACAGAAGACAAAAAAAAAUUGUAAAAGCUGUCUAGAAAUCACAUUUAAAAGUUAUAGAACAACUCCCUGUGCCAAAACCUCAUUAAAAUGACAACCAUUUUGUUCCAUUGUGUAAGUGACCUGUAGUAUGAAUUAGAUGCUGGAAAAUCUUUGCAUACAUGUCUGCUGACCGUCAGUCAAAAUCUUCUCUUUCUCUACCCUUCCUUCUUUUGGAACAUCUUUUACUCACUUUAAUUUGAAAGUUCUUAGAAACAUUAUUAGGAGACUUGUUUAGAAUUUCAUUUGAACAUUAUUCUGUGGCACUGUGUAAUUGCUGAUAGCAAAUGAAUUUACAUUUCAUCCAAAUAUCUACUAUUUAGUUUAAUCUAUACACACUAGGAAAACUAUAUGCGUUCCUUGCAACAUUUAUUUUUUUAAUUCCUUUAAGUUGAAGCACUUUAGGUUGGUUAAUUUGCAAUUGUGUUGUGCUUUUGCACACUUUGCUAAGAGGACUUUAGUUUUGCAAACUCUGUGUAAAUGGUUUGCUUUAAUUUGUACAUGUUACUUUUGAAAUAUUGUGAUCAUAUGAAGAAUAGAGUAUGUAAUUUUAUAUUAUAGUUCAUUUGUUGAAAAAUACCCAUUAAUGUCAACAUAAGUGGUUUAAGUACUAGGGAGAGCACUGUAACAUAAUUAUAUUUUCUAAGUACUGUUUCGUUCCAUACCCCUUGCUCAUUUACUACAGAUGGUUUGCCUGCUUUCUUAGUGGCACUGUUGCUUUUGAGGAAGCUCUUUGCAACCUAAGAGUCAAACCACUUUGUUGUAUUAAAUUAUCAUUUAACUGGACACCUGUUGCAGAAACUGUUUCCUAAAUUUUAUUUUUUAAAUGUAUAUUAGUAUAAAUUGCAUAGAGUGAGCUAGAUUCUGUUUUAUUUUUAUUGCACAUAACAGCUGGUUAAACCAAUCGGGAUUCUCUUGCCUACAUUGGGAAACUAACAGUGAAAUGAGCUGAAACUUCAGUGUAAAGAUUUUAAAGUGGACUGAGGCAAAUGGGCCUUAUUACUGAAAAUAUUUGAUUUGGAGAGUCACUCUUCCAAGCCCCAGGUACAAUGUGCAACAGGAGUGGGUCUUCAGAGGUGAAUGUGCACCUGGGUUUCCCCUUGCUAACUUGGUUUUUACCUUUAAAAAUCUAAGAAUGCUACACAUUCUGUCAAGUUUGUUGAUAUCUCUAGUAGGUAUGUAGGAAAUUGGCUGUUUGUACAGCAGUGAUAUCAGGGCCUUUAUAAGAUAGAUUACUGACAUAUUGAGGAUGACAAACUGCCUGUCUUGUCAAAAGGUGGCUACUAUCAUCGAUAACCAUUUAUUUUUAAACAACUUUGUUUUUCUGGUGAUUUUUAGCCUUCCUUGUAGCUCUUAUUCUCCAGAUUAGGGACAACAUUAGGUUUCUGGCAUCCCUUCCUCAAUGCUACCUGAAACGUAUUUUAUAUUUUUUUUGUAAAAAUGUUGGGAAAAAUGGAAAAACUGCCCUGGAGUGCAAGCUAAAACUAUAUGAGUUGAAAUAUUGCUUUGCGGGCUCAGUAAUGUGAUGUCCUCAUUCUUAUUGGAAGAGAUGUUCUGAUCCUGUGCAUUUUCUUCUAGAAGAUUAACCAGGCAUAGGAAAUAAAUACUGCUCUAGACAUUAUGCUCAUCCUGAAGAUGGAUAUUUCCUGGAAACUGAUUCUUUUUUUAAGUUAUAAUUCACAAUAUGGCGAUAAUAAAGUGAGCUCUUUGCUACAGACCUUCGCAAUAUUUAUGCCGCACAUGAUAUAGAUGUAACUUAUUUAUCCUGUCAUUUGUUGAUACAGCACAAUUGGUUCAUGAUUGGAUUGUUGCCUCUUGACUGUAUAUGCAACAUCAAAAACAAAGCAAAGCACACCACAAUGUAGCGUGUAGAGUGGGAAUAGAGAAAGCUUCUCUAGUGCUGACUUUUUGUAAUAUUCCACAGGCCUUACAUGGUGAAGCCAAGGGUUUGGGGCAGAAGAAUUGGAGAUCAAAAAAAAUGCAGCAUGUACUGUAUUAAUGAAUCUAUUUAAAUGUGUAGUUGGGAGUGUCUUCAUUCCUGAAUUCUGAUGUGAAAACAAAAAAAGUUACAGUUGCUUCCAAAGGAAGAGAAUGUCUCCAAAACCCAAAGAGUGAAGAAUAACAAUGGAUUUGUAUUUUUGAAGAAUGUAAAUGUAAAAAAAAGUUUGCUGAAUUGCUUGUUUUUGUACUAAAUUAAUAUUGUACUUUGGUUUGGAAAAUCUGCUAAUAUGUGGGAAGAUUUAACAUUUUUGAAAUUGAGCAAUAUGAUGCAUAAGAGCCUGAUUAAUAAAUACUGACUUACUAUGAGCAGUAAGUGUUUUAUUGAAA